UUUCUUUUCUUUGCCCUCUUGCUUCUUGGCUGGCCCAGGGAUGACUUCCUCGCUGCAGCGGCCCUGGCGGCUGCCCUCGCUGCUCUGGGCGGUCCUGCUGGUCAGCACUGCGGCCGCUUCCCAGAAUCAAGAACGGCUUUGUGCAUUUAAAGAUCCCUAUCAACAAGACCUUGGGAUAGGUGAGAGUCGAAUCUCUCAUGAAAAUGGGACAAUAUUAUGCUCAAAAGGUAGCACCUGCUAUGGCCUUUGGGAGAAAUCAAAAGGGGACAUAAAUCUUGUAAAACAAGGAUGUUGGUCCCACAUUGGAGAUCCCCAAGAGUGUCACUAUGAAGAAUGUGUAGUUACCACCACCCCUCCAUCAAUUCAGAAUGGAACAUACCGUUUCUGCUGUUGUAGCACAGACUUAUGUAAUGUCAACUUUACUGAGAAUUUUCCACCUCCUGAUACAACACCACUAAGUCCACCUCAUUCAUUUAACCGAGAUGAGACAAUAAUCAUUGCUUUGGCAUCAGUCUCUGUAUUAGCGGUUUUGAUAGUUGCCUUAUGCUUUGGAUACAGGAUGCUGACAGGAGACCAUAAACAAGGUCUUCACAGUAUGAACAUGAUGGAGGCAGCAGCGUCAGAGCCCUCUCUUGAUCUAGAUAAUCUGAAACUCUUGGAAUUGAUUGGCCGGGGUCGAUAUGGAGCAGUAUAUAAAGGUUCCUUGGAUGAGCGUCCAGUUGCUGUAAAAGUCUUUUCCUUUGCAAACCGUCAGAAUUUUAUCAAUGAGAAGAACAUUUACAGAGUGCCUUUGAUGGAACAUGACAACAUUGCUCGCUUUAUAGUUGGGGAUGAGAGAGUCACUGCAGAUGGACGUAUGGAAUAUUUGCUUGUCAUGGAGUAUUAUCCCAAUGGAUCUCUGUGCAAGUAUUUGAGUCUCCAUACAAGUGACUGGGUAAGCUCUUGUCGUCUGGCUCAUUCUGUGACCAGAGGACUAGCUUAUCUUCACACAGAAUUACCACGAGGAGAUCAUUACAAACCUGCCAUAUCCCAUCGAGAUUUAAACAGCAGAAAUGUUCUGGUGAAAAAUGAUGGAACCUGUGUUAUUAGUGACUUUGGGUUGUCUAUGAGGCUGACUGGAAAUAGACUUGUGAGGCCAGGGGAAGAAGAUAAUGCAGCUAUAAGUGAGGUUGGCACAAUCAGAUAUAUGGCACCAGAAGUGCUAGAAGGAGCUGUGAACCUGAGGGACUGUGAAUCAGCUUUGAAACAAGUAGACAUGUACGCACUUGGACUUAUCUAUUGGGAGAUAUUUAUGAGAUGUACCGACCUCUUCCCAGGUGAAUCUGUACCAGAAUACCAAAUGGCUUUUCAGACGGAAGUUGGAAACCAUCCCACCUUUGAAGAUAUGCAGGUUCUGGUAUCCAGGGAAAAACAGAGGCCCAAGUUCCCAGAAGCCUGGAAAGAAAACAGCCUGGCAGUGAGGUCACUCAAGGAGACAAUCGAAGACUGUUGGGACCAAGAUGCAGAAGCUCGCCUUACUGCUCAGUGUGCUGAGGAAAGGAUGGCUGAACUUAUGAUGAUAUGGGAAAGAAACAAAUCUGUGAGCCCAACAGUCAAUCCAAUGUCUACUGCUAUGCAGAAUGAGCGCAACCUCUCACAUAAUAGACGUGUGCCAAAGAUUGGCCCUUAUCCAGAUUAUUCUUCUUCCUCAUAUAUCGAAGACUCUAUCCAUCACACUGAUAGCAUUGUGAAGAAUAUUUCCUCUGAGCAUUCAAUGUCCAGCACACCUCUGACUAUAGGGGAAAAGAACCGAAACUCAAUUAAUUAUGAACGCCAGCAAGCACAAGCUCGAAUCCCCAGCCCUGAAACAAGCGUCACCAGCCUGUCUACCAAUACAACAACCACAAACACCACUGGCCUCACUCCAAGCACUGGCAUGACCACUAUAUCUGAGAUGCCAUACUCAGAUGAAACAAGUCUGCAUGCCACAAAUGUUGCACAGUCAGUUGGGCCAACCCCUGUCUGUUUACAGCUGACAGAAGAAGACUUGGAGACAAACAAGCUAGACCCAAAAGAAGUUGAUAAGAACCUCAAGGAAAGCUCUGAUGAGAAUCUCAUGGAGCAUUCCCUUAAACAGUUCAGUGGGCCAGACCCACUGAGCAGUACCAGUUCUAGCUUGCUUUACCCACUCAUAAAGCUUGCAGUAGAAGUGACAGGACAGCAAGACUUCACACAGGCUGCAAAUGGCCAAGCAUGUUUAAUUCCUGAUGUCCCACCUACUCAGAUCUAUCCUCUCCCCAAACAACAGAACCUUCCUAAAAGACCUACUAGUUUGCCUUUGAACACCAAAAAUUCAACAAAGGAGCCCCGGCUGAAAUUUGGCAGUAAGCACAAAUCAAACUUGAAACAAGUAGAAACUGGAGUUGCCAAGAUGAAUACAAUCAAUGCUGCAGAACCUCAUGUGGUGACAGUCACAAUGAAUGGAGUAGCAGGCAGAAACCACAAUGUUAACUCACAUGCUGCCACAACCCAGUAUGCCAAUGGGGCAGUACCAUCUAGCCAGACAGCCAACACAGUGGCACACAGAGCCCAAGAAAUGCUGCAGAAUCAUUUUGUUGGUGAGGACACCCGGCUGAAUAUUAAUUCCAGUCCUGAUGAACAUGAACCUUUACUGAGACGAGAACAACAGGCUAUCCAUGAUGAAGGUGUUCUAGAUCGUCUCGUUGACAGGAGGGAAAGGCCACUGGAAGGUGGCCGAACUAAUUCCAAUAACAACAACAGUAAUCCAUGUCCAGAGCAAGAUGUUCUUACACAGGAUGUUCUGAGCACAGUAGCAGAUCCUGCACCAUCAAAGCCCAGAAGAACACCAAGGCCUAAUUCUCUGGAUCUUUCAGCCACAAAUGUCCUGGAUGGUAGCAGUAUGCAGUUAGGUGAGGUAACACAAGAUGGAAAAUCAGGAUCAGGUGAAAAGAUCAAGAAACGUGUGAAAACUCCUUAUUCUCUUAAGCGAUGGCGCCCCUCCACCUGGGUCAUCUCUACUGAACCACUGGACUGUGAGGUCAACAACAAUGGCAGUGACAAGGCAGUUCAUUCCAAAUCCAGCACCGCUGUUUACCUUGCAGAAGGAGGCACUGCCACAACCAUGGUGUCUAAAGAUAUAGGAAUGAACUGUCUGUGAAAUGUUUUCAAGCUUAAGGAGUGAGAUUAUUUUUUGCAUCAUUUAACACACAGAAGACACUUAAAAAAAAACUGCUUUAUCCUCCUGUUAGCACCCACUCCUACCCCUGCAACAAGGACUUGCUUUAAAUAGAUUUCAGCUAUGCAGAAAAUUUUAGCUUAUGCUUCCAUCUUUUUAAAUUUUGUUUUUAAGUUUUGCACUUUUGUUUAGUCUCACUAAAGUUAUAUUUCUCUGUUAUGACCACAGAAUUAUAUGUGUGUUUAUCAAAAGUGGUCUCAAAAUAUUUUCUUAAGUAAAAAAGCAAACAGUGUAUUGCUGAUAAUCAAUUUGGACCAGUUUCUAAAUGUCAUUAAAACAGAAGGAAAUUAAGUCAGGUUUGUCUGCAGUGGUGUCUGGUAUCCAUAUUUUAUUUCUGGGCACAAGCUAGUCUAUAUGUUGAUACGUUCCUUAACAUAGUAUCUGUUGGACAUUCUUCUCUCUCUCGUGUUUGUUUUAAUGUGCAAUAGUCUAUAGGCUACAAAUAAGCGUUCUUAUAAGCUCUCUUCCUAAUAGGGCACAGAUUCUUCCAUAAUAUGAACAUUAUUCUUCCUGCCCACCCUCCAUACUUUUGGUAGCUCAGUUCUGUGACAGUGAAUUUUGCACAGGCAAAAACUGCUACCUGAUUUAUUUUCUUUCUCCUUAUCAUGAAGAAUGCAGAAACAUUGUCUCAAAGGGCUCUAAAGAAGGAACCACCAAAACCUAAUUUAAAAUGCUAUUUCUUUCAACCUUCAAGUCCUAAAUGUUUCCUUCCUAGUAUUUUAAUAAACAUCUUUGGUUCUGGUUUUGGAAGUUCAUAUGAGAGCAUAGAACAAAAUAAAGGAAAUCAAAUAUUAGCCUUUUUAAAUUUUAUUUUAAUUUUAUAUGUAUGUUCCAUAUUCAUCUAGUUAAGUACACUUUUAUCAGAAACCUUGAAGAGCUAUCCUUAUGGAAUUUUUAAGUGGGUAGAUGGGUAAGAAAUAUAGUGUUUAUAGCCUUCAUUCUCUGUAUGGACCAUCUUUGACUCAAAUAAAAUUACAUUUCCUGUUUAAAAUAACUUCAAAAGUAAUUCAUAGUUUUGAACCUAUAGUACCUUUUCUUUCUUAUUCCCAAAUAAAACCUGGUGACUUUACAUGAAGAUGAUUAUUCUUCCCAUGACCUAAAACACUGUGUGGAAAAAUCAUUCAAAUGGCAUGCCAAAUCCCUAUGGAAGGAAGGAUUUCUGCCAAACCUACCUGUUUAGAGCAAACUAAGACUUACCGCUCUUCAAAAUUAUGUGUUUCUUUGCUAGUGCUAUUUUCAUAAUUUCUCCUUUUGCUAGCUUUCACAGAAGCUUCAAGACAUGAUCAGCACUAAUUAUAUACAUUAAAUUAGAUAAUGCCUUUUAUUGAUAUGUGUCCUUCAAAUCAUACUGUUUUUAAAAUCUUCCCUGCUUCUUUCACUACUACUAAUCUUCUCUAAAACAACUUCUACAUGUUUUCUACAAUGAAGCACUUUCUUUGAAAUAAGGGAUGCUUUUCUUAUAAGCACAAAUUAUUUUUAUCAGUUUGCAACCAGUGAUAUUGUCACUUUUUUUUUCAGCUUCUCAGAGUAUUUUAAAUAAAUGUUAUUUAAUUAACUUUCGACUGGGAGAUUUCUCUGAGAGGAAACACAAAUUCCUAAAUUCUAGGUUUAGGUUUUUAUCUCCUGAACCAUAUUUUCUCAUUCAUAUUCCCCUCUCUUCAUCAUAGCUGAAGAUAUCCUAAAAUUUCCAAUUUGGUGUCCAAAUACAUAUGACUUACUUGCAUAUAAGUCUUCUCUUGUUUGCUCUUUGCUGUGAUCUUAAGAGUUAGAUGUGACAACACUUACCAUUUAUUCAGCUAAAUUGCUGAACGCAGUUUUGAAUUAGAAUCAAGAUUAUCUUACUGGUGCCCAGGAUUUCCAUCUUUUAUGUUUUAUUGGUCCUUCUCUUGAUUCAGACCCUUAACACAUUUUUAUCCUGCAUAUAACUUUUUUCAUAUAGUUGUUAUUGUUUUAUCUAUAUGGCAGAUUAUUUAUAUCUUUCCCUAUAAAUUUUCACUUAGUACUCUUGUCUUUAAAUAUGUCUUUCAGCUGCAGUUCAGGAUAUUCUAUUUGAAACACAUGUAGGACAUCUUUGAGUCAAAAUAAAUUAUAUUUCUUCUCCAAUUUGAAGCAUUGAGGGAAAAUGACCAUAUGAAAUCCAAAUGAUCUUUUCAUGCCAGAAGAAAAGUUAUCUUAUGUUCUGCUAUGCUGUAUAUUUUGCCAAUUGCUUGUAAGUGUUCCAGCAUUCUUUAAUGCUUAAUAAUAAAAUGCUUUCAAAAAUUAAUAUGCUAGAGUAAAAAAAAACUCCUUAUAGUUUCCCAUUUCAUACAAGCAUGCUUAAAACAAUUAAUUUCCUUUCUUCAGUUUCUUUUUUAGUAUGCUUUUGAAAAACUAGGAAAGUAAAAAAAAAUACAGAUAAUUUUAAUAAAUUUUAAAUUAAAUUGUACAUAAAGCUGAUGUACUUUUAGACUCUAAUAUACAAGCAAGCAAAAGUCACUUUGACUCUUAAAUCAUUUACUUGCUAACUUUUUCGUCUAAUUAAUGUUUCUUAAAGCUGAUAUUUAAAUACUAUCACAAAAUUUUGCAGAAGGAAAGUGUUUGGAUCCUUUUAAACAAAAGGCCAAUCAACUAAAAAAUAUUAAACUUAAUUUCUCUGGAUAUUAAUAGGUCACAAAAAUCUAAUAUUAGUUCCCUUAACUAAAACUUAAUUGUAUACAAGAAUUAAGUCAUUGAAAGAACUUGAUUUGAAUUGUGUUUAGCUGAAAAUGAUUUAAUUAUAAUUCCUAAAACUUUUUUCCCUGUUUAAAAUACAGUGGAAAAAGACACUGUUAUCAUUGUAGAAAAUUAUGGGAAGGCACAGAAGAGAAAUAAUACUUAGUAACCAUUUUAUUCACAGCAACAACAUUAGGAUUAUAGUUAAUAUUCUCACUUUGCAGAUGAGGAAUCUGUAGUUAAUAGCAGCUAAGUAAUUUGCCCAAGGUCCUUAUCUAGUAAUAGACAAAGCUAGUAUUUUAACGUGGGUCUGCCUCUCCACACCUCUUUCAUGCACACCCUACAUGCCUACACACUUUAUGACAGGAUAUACAGUGUGCUGACAUUUUGUAAGAAAUUCAGUCGUUAAUGCCAGCACAAUUGUGGUUUGUAUAUAAGCCAAAUCAGAUUCCUUAAUGAUUUUAGAAGUUAGGCAAACGUAAGAAGUAUAGGCGUGUCUGUGCUGAUUAUUGCUGGAGAAACAAUUACUAAUUAAAGAUAAAAUUCAAUCCCAGAUCUGCCAUCAUGAGUCUUAAAAUCAUUUCACUUCUCUUUGCUCCUAACAUUGUUAUAUUGCAGAACUAAAAGUAAAGUAAUUUUUAAGGGAAAUGUAAAGGUAGGUUAUGGGAAUUAAGACUUUUCCCUAAAUUUAUUCUAUGCUAGAUUUGGAGGAAUAGGCUUAACACGAACUUUCAGUCUCAUAUAUGAUUUGACUCCAUCUGGAAAAUUAUUUGCUUUUAGUGACUUCAGAAAACUUUCUGACUCAAAGAACUAAUUGAGUAGGACUUAUGAAGGAUACAAGGAUAAUGUCCUUUUUAAAAGCAUUUUAGUAUACCUCCUUACCUGUAUACACUUGUUCCAAAAAUUGUACGUUAGUUUUGAAUGUGAAAAUAAUUGAGAGGUGAGAGGAAGGAACACUUAAGUCAAUAUCGUAAAAUUUGGCAAGUAUUUUCAUUUAAAAUGUUUUCACAUUUUGUUUUUAGAGCCAAAUGGAAUACCAGUAGGUUGCAGCUAUUUACUGAAGUUUCCAGUCUCUAAACCUCUCUCGAGAGUCAUUUAAAAUAGAAAAAAAAUUUUCAAUAAACUUUUUGUUCUAUUUUUCUUAUUUAUGGACACAAAUACUCAUUGGUGGUAGUUUGCUCAUAGAAUUUGAGAUUGUGUUAUAUUUCUUUAUAGUCUUUUAUAAAUGUAUGUUGAACUUGCUAUCAGUUAUAUGCAGUUUAUUAAAUAAUUAUUCACAUAUUGCUUUAUAUAUUACUUUUAUCUUCCCAACUAACAAAGUUAGAAUCUGUAUACAUGUUAGUUGAUAAUCUAGACAUCAGUCAUUGAAAUUGUAUAGCACCCCACAUAUACUCCAGUAGUCUUUUACAGGCUGCGUUGUUUCUGAAUAUUCAUGCCCUCUACUGGCAGUUCACUCUUCAUGUAAAAUUGCAUUUUACCUUUAGAUUGUGAACUAUGCAAACUACCAAAACUACCUUGCAAGAUCGCCUCCUAAAUAGACUCCUUAUUUAAAUAAAUCUGACAAAUCACUGUUUGAGCUAGUUACACAAAAGCUGUUAUCAAAAGGCUUUUCUGCAGUUUCUAAAUUAACAUAAAAGAAAAGAGGAAAUUGCAGGGCUCUCUGGUGCACCUAGCCAUUGCUUUCCUUAAAUCACCUUUUGGUUAAGCCUUACUUAUUCUAUCCCUUGGUUAUCUGACUUGCAAUCUGUGUCCUCAGAUCUGUCCUGCCUCCCUCCUGCUUCAUUUUUAAUCCAUUUCUCAUAUCCAGUAGGAAAAGAAGAGAGCAGCUGGUCAUCCUUCUUAACAUUGCUAUUCUUCAGUAUGCUUUUGGCUUCUCAAUAUCUAAGUCUUCAGACAAAAUUGCUUUAGUUCCUUUAGCUUUUUCUCCCCAAUCGUAUUUGAAUAACUUUUAUUUAUAUUUAAGAACACGUAAAGUUAUAUUUUAUGUUAUAUUCAAAUACAUUGCUCUAGUUAAGUAAUAAUUUAAUUGUUCAAUAGAAUUGAGAAUUAAGAUGCUACCAUUUGGCAGUGGAUACAACCAUCAGACUAUCAGCAAAAUCAGCACUUAAUUUAAGUUUUGUUUGUGUUAUCCAACAUUUUCUAUUGUGGAGUUUUAUGAUUUUAUAUUCUCAUUCGUUAUAACUAAAAAGCCUUGCAUAUGGAAUUGUAAAUCAUUAUUUUGCCAUUAAACAUUUGUUAUUGAACUAUAUUGCAGCAAGCUUAACAUGAUUGAGCCACAACAGUGUUUUACAUAUGUCUUUGCAUCAAAUAUUUUUAUCAAACACUAAAUGCAAGAUUACCUUUCAAAAGCAAACCAUACAGUAAUCAGGUAUUAUCUAUGAACAUUUUUGUAGACCACUUUUGAAAUACUUAUAAUUGUAUUUGCAACAUAGACUGGACUAUAAAAACUUUCUCACAUUUUAGGUGACUGGUUAAAAUUGUCUGUGCAUAUAAAGGAGAAACUAGAAAUUUGUCUCAUGGCAGGUACAUUAGAAAGUAAAUACUUCAGAAAAAAAGUGUGCUGUAUAUUUAAAAAAAUAGGAAUUUAUCUCAUGGCAGAUACAUUUGUAAGUAAAUACUUCAGAAAAAAAAGUAUGCUAUAUAUUAAAAUUAUGCCCAAAAUAAGUCAAUUGUAUCUUGAAAAUUCCAAUCCCAUUAUUACUGUAAUGUUCGUGGUGUUACUGUUAAAUGUUGUGAACAUUAGCAUUCAUUUUUAAAACUUAAUUUGAAACCCAGGUUUUAAAAUCUGGGUAUAAGAGAAGGUAUCUUUGCAACUAAAUCACAUCAUUAGUGAGUCCAGUAUAUGAGUGAGAUUUCAAACAAAUUACUGUAUUUUAAAUUACAACUUGAUUUUUUUCCCCAACAUUUUAAAAGGCAGCAUGUGGGGGGUUUUCCCACUUUAUUUGUACUUUUAGAUUUCAGAAACAAUUUCUGAUUUAGACUCACUAUAUAGACAUAAUAUUACUUAAAAACUCAGGGCCGUUUUCAUCCCUUUGCACACUGAAAAAGUUCAAUUGGUAGCAAACAAGCAAUUGGAUCCAGUUGAAUAUUGAAAGUAUUUCUUGCACAGUUCAUUUAAUGUUUCAUCUUAUGAUUAAUACAAUUUACAUAGAUAUAACAGCAGAUUUCAUUAAUUAUAAAAACUUGCCCAGUUCUAUGAAUAGUGACUAGAGAGAAUGACUCAACUAAUUGGCUACAUGUUGUAGCAGAUUUAGGCAUUAUAGUUGAAGCACUUUCUUCAAACCAUUUCUGUCCUUUGAAAGUUAAAUGAUGGGGCAAAUUGUUUCAUUUUAUUUCAUUUUUUUAAAUGAGAAAACUGAAUAAAGUUGUUUCUCUGAGAUGGGAUUUUGUCAUGAGGUAAUUUAAGAUUAUAAUAUUUUCUCCUAAAAGUGAACUAAUAAGAUUAAAGCCUUAGUCAUAAUUUGGAUGAUUUUGAGAAGGUAAUGUAUGGUAACCCAGGUUUUUAUCACAAUGUCAGUUCCAAACAGAAUUUUUCUUUUAAUCCAACAAAUUCAAGCUUCAAACUGGUAUACUGUGUACUUUAAAUCCUAGCCCUAAAGUUGUUUGUAACAAGUUUUUUUUGUCUCAGGCUCUCCACCUUAUUACCAAUCCUCUAAAGUAUGUAAGGAAAACAUAUUUUUAGAGAAGUUUUAACACUAAGAAAACUAAAUUGUUAAAAGAUGCGUUUGAAAGGUCCCUGUUUGACAUUGAAUUGCUUGGCUUUGGUGGCUUUCUUUUUUGGCACACAUUUAUUUAUUUAAACAGUUUUUGUAUACCUUGUCAUUUUGUUUCCAUAGAGAUUAUAUUGUGUAAGUGUUUAUAUACGCUGGAAUCGUCCUUAUUUUUCUGUUGAUCAUUUUUCAAAGAAGCUACAUGGAUAAUUGUAAAAUACACUAACUCUUAGGGUAUUGUGGUAGCUGAAACAUGGAGGUGUGUAGCUGCCAUGCUUUUCGGAAUGGACAGGAGAAACAUAAGCUACAAAGCAUUCAUUUCUGAGGAUACUUUUCUGGAAAAUGAAAGGCUAAAAAAUUGGCAGUUCUUCAGAACCCUCUUCCUUGUUAACGGGUAUCUUUUGUUAGUGUGUUUUGUUCUUACAGUACAGAUAGAAUAUCAUAUAAAUUUAUGAAUAAUGACUUUCAGUUGUUUUGCUUUUGUAUAAGCUGUUUAAGACCUUGCUAUGCUGUACAAGUUGUGUUUGAUGGAUCAGUGUGAGUAUGAAAUAAAGCAAAUCACUUUUUUUGUAUUAUCUAUGGAUGCCACUAUAAAAGGUGACAUUAAGCCACUAAAGAAUUUUCUAUGAAUAAUUGUAAUUAAGUAAAUGCUUUGAUAUAUAUAAAAACCUAAAUAAAAAGAUUGUAUUGAUACAGAGACAUUGGAGAAGGAGAUUUUAAGACAGUCCUUUAGGUUUAAAAAAAGGCUUGCUGUAAAAUGGUGCAUUAUUCCAUUUAUUAAAGAUCAUAUUAAUGACAAUA
Molecule: messenger RNA, 10437 nt
Organism: Choloepus didactylus (southern two-toed sloth)
Lineage: Eukaryota; Metazoa; Chordata; Mammalia; Pilosa; Megalonychidae
Gene: BMPR2
Product: bone morphogenetic protein receptor type 2
Exons: 13
Coding region: 41-3157 (1038 amino acids)
Biological process (GO): cellular response to growth factor stimulus; BMP signaling pathway; protein phosphorylation
Cellular component (GO): plasma membrane; signaling receptor complex
Molecular function (GO): ATP binding; transforming growth factor beta receptor activity
Source: RefSeq, a predicted model, not a curated record